This is a messenger RNA of Papaver somniferum (opium poppy), 4505 nucleotides long. RefSeq names its product protein SCAR2-like. NCBI's taxonomy places the organism in Eukaryota, Viridiplantae, Streptophyta, Magnoliopsida, Ranunculales, Papaveraceae. Gene Ontology annotation, molecular function: Arp2/3 complex binding; protein kinase A regulatory subunit binding; actin binding. The coding region runs from base 873 to 4067 and encodes 1064 amino acids. Gene Ontology annotation, cellular component: cytoskeleton. The transcript has 9 exons. The record is from RefSeq and is a predicted model, not a curated record. Gene Ontology annotation, biological process: actin cytoskeleton organization; positive regulation of Arp2/3 complex-mediated actin nucleation.
UUUAGGUUAAGAAAGCUAGUUUGAGAGAAUGGUUGUUGCUGGCCAAAGUUCAUCAAAUUCGAAUGGUAAUCUUCACGUUGCACCACCAGAAGCGCCUGAAUAUUCAUAAGCCAAAACAUAUCUCCCUUCUUUGAGUUUGAGAGAAUUACAGAGAUUGAGAGAUGAUAUUCAGUCUGAUAUUGGUCGUCGUAUUCAAGAGCAAAUACGUCAAACACAAGAAGAAGAAGUUGCUCGUGAACGAAGGGAGCGAAGAAUCGAGGCUCUCUAUAGUGCAUGACUACCCAAAUUCUUAGAAUGGCGAGAUCGGAAAGAUGAGGAAUGGGCUGAGAGGCAUGCCAAGACCCCAAGAUAUGGAAUUGCAACUGAGAGUGAUUCCGUGGCUUCUGACGGAUUUGAGUAUGAUUUGGAGGAGGUGAACACCAGUGACCUUGAAUCUGAUGUUGCGGAGGAUAAGCUCAAGAUGAAUGCUUAUCAUGAUGGGAAGACGAGGAGCCGAUUUGAGUACGAACUUACCAAUCCCAAGAUCUUUGCACGCACCAUAAAUGAAGGUGAGCCAAGCAGGAUAAAGGUAAACAGACGUAUUGCCAAUUUCGAUGAUGAGGAAACUGAGGAUGAAGGGGAAGAAAGAGACGGGGAUAGUGAUGCAGGAUCAUCUUCCAGUAGAACUUCUCCUGCUCCAUCUGACAGUGAUGGCGAGCGCUAUGAGGAAGAAGGAUGAGAUACUGAUGAAGAUGAUUGGUGGUAAUCUCUUCAGCGUUAUCAGGAAAAGCUAGAUUUUCAGGAUGGCAUAAAGCUUGAAAACGAUCAAGUUUUUUAGAAUACAACUUUUCUGGUUUGCAUCGGAGAUAUUUCAUGACCUCCAUGAGGAACUGAUGACAACUUCAGCUAGAGGUCAUGGACUAAUGACUCGUCUUCAACAGAUUGAGGCAGAUGUCCCAUUAGUUGAGAGAGGAUUGCUUUCACAGACUAGUUUCUCUCAAUUCCUUCAUAAUGGAGGUGUUGACUGGCAUACAAAUUUCAGAAUGGACCAGAAUCAGAUUACUCGGGGAGAUUUGCCUCGAUUUAUAAUGGAUUCUUAUGAGGAAUGUCGAGGCCCACCUCGGUUAUUUCUGCUUGACAAGUUUGAUACUGCGGGUGCUGGAGCUUGUUUAAAGAGAUAUUCUGAUCCUUCAUUUUACAAAUCCUCUUCUGAAACAAUACUAACAGAAGGUCAGAGCGAAAAGAGAGCCCGUAAAUUUAAGAGGAAAUCCGCAUAUCGGAAGUACGGAGAAACUCCGGGAUCUACCCCAACAUCUCAUCCCAAAUUGCAUGAGUUGUUGUCAGAGGAUAAAAUCCAGACUCAGAAUGGUCGUCCCCCCAUUCAUCAUGUGAGAUUGAAAAGGAGGCCAUCAAGUUCCUCCGUUCUUAAUUCCCCAACUGGGAAAAGCUACAUGGAGAAAUAUCUGGUUUCUGUUUCACCCUUAAGCAAACCUCCUUAUGAAAGUCCUCUGCGGUUAGAGAUGGAACCCAGUAAUUCGUCUGAACUGAUUCAGGAAAUACAUGAGGUUCAUGUAAGUAGUAGCCCUGUGAACAAAUCAAGGAAGAGAGAGAUAAGUUCAGUUCCAUCUCCUAGUAAACAGGGCAUGGUUCGAGAACAAUCUUUGGAUGAUUUGAAUGUUAACAUUGUUGAGAAAGAAGUUUUAAAGUUGUCGGAAUCAACUCCAGAUAUUAAAUUAGAGAAUACACCAUCCACCCUUGGUAUGGCAGAGGAUCAAAAUGAGCUGGUGGGGGACGAUGAGGAUAGGAAAAUUGACGCAAGUUCAGAUGGGUAUCGGUCUGACGACAUAAAUGAGGCGGAAAAUUACGUGGAUGCCUCUCCUGCAAUGGAACCAGAAGCUAAAACAGGAAUUGGUGCAAGAAGCAAGAGUGAUGAUAUAAACGUUUUCAUGGAUGAGAAAAAAGGGGGGGAUUCUAACACGCAUGAAGAAUCGGAGAAGCUUGAAGCUCAGUGCUCAGCUUCAAUGUCAGCUGGAAAUUCUUAUCCUUCAGAUGAUGACAAUAAUUCAUUUAUUGAAGGAAGAUUCAGUGUAUCUUACUCCAGUCCUCCAAGCAAUUUGACUAAAAAUGCCCCAGUGAAUGGGGAUGGAGCAGCCGAAGUGCAUAGUUUCACAGAUAGGGUAGUUGACCGCGGCACUUAUACACAAGUUCUUGGUGACAGAAACUCUGACAAUUCCUUUGAUGCCUCAACAUCUUAUAUCUUGGACCAUGAUACUGAUAAGAAAAACAGUUCUCAGGUAGUGAAUCCAACAAAAGAUACUGAAGAUGGUGCAACAGAAAAUUUGUCAAAUGGAGGGCUUGAAACACCAGGUUCGGUUAUUUUGUCUACAGAAGCUCAGUACUCAGAAACAGCAGCACUGCCUGAUGCUAGCACGGAUGAGAAACUGAUUAAUGUGAAGCCUGAUUGCAUAGUCGUGGAAGCAGAGAAUGCCAUACCUUUGACUACAGAAAAUAAGCCUGCUGAACCAGGAUUAGCAUUGGUUGGUAUUAAUUGUUCUGAAGUAGAAAAUAAACCUGUAGUACUGUCUAACAGAUCAGCUCGUGACUUGGUCGAAGAUAAAACUCCAGCGGAUUGGGUUCAUUUUAACACUUUCAGUAAAAAGGAAGUUGCUGGUGCCCCUCUUGACUUCUUCUCUAGAACCGCCAAAUCUGAUACUUCAGAGUCAGCAUCAACAGAGGAGGCUUACUCACAUUUCACUCCCUUAGGAAAUAAAUCCAUUUGUGAAGUUUCUAUUGAGGAAAAUGGCACAUGCCAUGAUGCACUUGGGUCUCCAUCUGAGAAUGCACUGAAGUUACAGAAUGAAUGUUAUAACAAUGGUGAUUUAUGCCAAGAUAAGCUAGGAACUAAUGAAUUCUCAACUGAGAGGCAUCAAAUUGGGAAAGAAUCCCAAAAUGAAUCAGCAGUUUACCCUACAAGUUUCAACCUUGAGUCACAUGAGCCUUCUAGUUCUGAGUUAUUAGAUAAAGCUGAUGGUUCACUUUGCGCUGCACGAGGAGAAAACCAAUUGAAUCUCAGUGAUGACACAAAUGAUCUCUUAACAUUGAGGUUAAGUGAUCGAGAAUCAGAGUCAAAACAGCCUCCUCUGGAACAUCUUUCGAACGGUACUGAAGGGACCAUGCCAUCUGGUAGCCGUUCGCCCUCAGAAUCUGGAUCCCAUCCUGAGAAUGGAUUUGAAGACAGCACUGAUCAAGUCUCUGAAGGAACUCAUCAUCAACCAUUGGGUAAUGCAGAACCUGUAAAUCCAUCUGCAUCCUUCCCACUGUCAGACAAUGAAAAGCCGCCACAAGAUCCCCAAAACUUGGAUGAGGAAACGGUGGAGCCCUGCACUAAUCCAUUGACUACACAACCAAACACAGUAACUGAGAUGGUUCCGCAAGAUAUCUCAACUCCGGAGGCAAAUACACUCUUGCAUCUACCUUCCCAAGAAGGUGAGAACUUUCAGAAAGCUUCUCUUUCUGGGGUAGAAAUGGAGCCCAUAUUAGACUUACCCAAGCCUUUCCGGUAUGCUUCUCUACCUUCAGAAAAAGAGGCAAUAUACCCUCAACAUUUGCAAGCAGCGGCACUAACUAGAGAAGAUGAUAUACCUUUCGUGGGACAACUGAUACAGCCUCAUAUUUCACUCGCCACACCGAAUGAUGGUUCCGAACAUGGUCUUGUAAAUCUAGAGGAAGAAAUGUUGGAUGAAUAUGGGAGGCCGAAUGGAAUUCGCAGAACCAAGAUACCCCGCGGUCCCCGCCCACCUGACGCUCUCAUUGAGGCGGUUGCUUCUCAUGACAAAAGCAGGUUGAGAAAGGUAACAGAACGAGCUCUGUCUCAGCUUCAACCAAAGGAGGAUGAAAGGAAUUCAUUGCUAGAGCAGAUAAGAAACAGGUCGUUCAGCCUGAAACCAGCAGCUGUGACAAGGCCUAGUGUUCAGGGUCCUAGAACCAACCUGAAACUUGUCGCCAUUCUGGAAAAAGCAAAUGCCAUUCGCCAGGCAUUAGCUGGAAGUGAUGACGAUGAUGAUGAGGACAGUUGGAGUGAUUCUUGAACACUAACUUGUUGUUCAGACCCUUCCUUCUAGCAGUGAUCGUACCAGAUAUAAACUGAUAUAUCAAUCUUUCUCGCUAGUUCUUCAAGCGCACACGACCGGGAUAACCGAGUGUACUCAUAGAACACUCCCCCAAGUCUCAAUCCUGCUAGGCUAUAUGCAUCCCAUCAAAUGUACAGAAUAGAUACUAAUAAUUGUAUUCUAUUCGAUUGUAGUUAGUAUUUUUUUACCCUCAGCAAUUCGCUUGUGGGAUAAAAUGACUAUGGAUGCAUGGCAUACUGCACUAGUUCCAUACCAUAUAUUAUAUAAUACCAUACUAUACCAUAUGUAGAGAGCAUUGUAAUUAGUUAGUUUAUAAAGACAUUUCCACUGUAAAACAAUUUUUCAACCAAGUGUUGCAAAGUUCUGAUACUAAAUAUUCAUCAGAUUGAGUUCAUA